Colletotrichum abscissum is the source of this 258-nucleotide messenger RNA. RefSeq lists its product as uncharacterized. The record is from RefSeq and is a predicted model, not a curated record. The transcript is spliced from 2 exons. Lineage: Eukaryota; Fungi; Ascomycota; Sordariomycetes; Glomerellales; Glomerellaceae. Bases 1 to 258 code for a protein of 85 amino acids.
AUGGGCAAGCCCGCAGAGCCCGCCGCAAUUUACGCGACCAAACCCGUGACGGGUACUCGAGGCAAGUCCGUCCGUGAUGAGAAGAGUACAACUGACCAGGUCGAAAGGCCGAGGAGACAAGUGAACAGUUGUGGUUCGAUCUGUGGCAAAAGCCGGGAGACGGUCGAAAGGCAAGAGGCCCGCGCCUUUUCACAAGCGAGAUUGAUAAAAGCGCAUCAUUCCUGGGCCUGGGAACCCGGCGCGGCGACGCCUGCGUAA